GCUCUAUAAAGUUCACACCAAAGCGAUUAUUGGAGAGGCUCUUUUUUUUUUUUUAAUUUCAAAUUAAAUUUAUAUUUUAGUUUUUUUAAUUAUUAUUAUUAUUAUUAUUUUGCUUUAGAGUGUUCAGUGUUUACGAUGGCGUGUUCGGCGAUUCUGAGCUCCUACGUGGCAGGGAUCGCGCCACGUGUCGGCCUGGGAAGGCCUGCUUUGGUGCCACGUAAGCAUGCGUUGCGUGUGCGCUGCGCUGGUGAUCAGCAGAAAAUACAGGAUUCGGCGCCGACAACCCCUCCAUCGCCGACUUCUACUGGACCCACCACUGCACCAAAACCUCAGCCCAAGGUGAGCACCAAAUUCUCGGACGUGCUGGCGUUCAGCGGGCCGGCGCCGGAGCGGAUCAACGGGCGGCUGGCGAUGGUGGGGUUCGUGUCGGCGGUGGCGGUCGAGGUGGCGAAGGGCGACGGCAUCUUCGCGCAGCUGUCGAACGGCGGCGUGCCGUGGUUCCUCUUCACCGCCGCGCUGCUCUCCGUCGCGUCCCUCGUCCCCUUAUUCCGAGGCGAGAGCGUGCAGUCGCGUUCCGGCGCGGUCAUGAGCGCCGACGCCGAGCUCUGGAACGGCAGGUUCGCCAUGCUAGGGUUGGUGGCGUUGGCCUUCACCGAGUACGUUAAGGGAGGGCCCCUUGUGUAAAAUGUAAUAAAUUAAACUAAACGUAUAUACGUGUGAUUUUAUGUUCAUGCAGUGUUGUAUACUGCAUGUAUAUGCGUACGUACAAUUGUGCAAAAGUACUACGUACCUAAAAAAUAAUUAGGGCCUGUUUGGGUACUUUUCAAAAUAAAAUAAUAAUUCAAUUUACGGUGUAUUAUUUACAACUCUUGAAAUAUUAUAAAGGGUUUCUGUUUGGAUA
Molecule: messenger RNA, 901 nt
Organism: Ananas comosus (pineapple)
Lineage: Eukaryota; Viridiplantae; Streptophyta; Magnoliopsida; Poales; Bromeliaceae
Product: early light-induced protein 1, chloroplastic-like
Exons: 3
Coding region: 136-684 (182 amino acids)
Source: RefSeq, a predicted model, not a curated record